Molecule: messenger RNA, 966 nt
Organism: Lodderomyces margitis
Lineage: Eukaryota; Fungi; Ascomycota; Pichiomycetes; Serinales; Debaryomycetaceae
Exons: 1
Biological process (GO): transmembrane transport
Molecular function (GO): transmembrane transporter activity
Source: RefSeq, a predicted model, not a curated record
GGUCCCGUUUGUGGUCCAAUCUUUGGUGGUUUGUUGGCUGAUCACGCACCUACAUGGAGGUGGGUUUAUUGGACAUUCUUGAUCGUUGCAGGGGUGUUUUAUGUUAUUUUUAUUGCCCUUGUUCCUGAAACACAUCAUGGAACUUUGUUGAAAAAGAGAUCAAAGAAGUUGAGAAAAGACACUGGUGAUGAGAGAUAUAGAUGUUUGAGUGAAAUUGAAGUUAGGAAUUUUGUUGAAAUUGCCAAGACAUCCCUUUUAAGGCCAUUUGUAUUGUUGAGUGAAUUGAUUGUAUUUUUGGUCACCAUAUACAUGGCUGUUAUUUAUGGUUUGUUGUACAUGUUCUUUUUUGCUUAUCCUGUCUUGUACAUGGAAGGUAAAGGUUGGUCAGCUUCAAAGACGGGUGUCAUGUUUAUCCCAAUUGGUGGUGGUGUUAUUAUAGCCACAUUGGCAGCACCGCUUUUUAACAAGGACUACAAUAGAAGAGCUCAAAAGUAUAGAGACAGAGGAGAAUUACCACCAGCUGAAUUAAGAUUGAUUCCAAUGAUGAUUUCUUGUUGGUUUGUUCCUGUUGGUCUUUUUGCUUUUGCCUGGUCAUCAUACAGCUGGAUCUCUUGGGCCGGUCCAUGUUUUUCUGGUUUAGGUGUUGGAUUCGGUCUUUGUGGAUUGUACAAUCCAGCCAACAACUACAUUGUUGACUCUUACCAACAUUAUGCAGCUAGUGCAUUGGCAGCAAAAACAUUUGUCAGAUCAGUUUGGGGAGCUUGUGUGCCAUUGUUUACUAUUCAGAUGUACCACACGCUAGGCUAUGAAUGGGCAAGUUCCUUGAUGGCCUUCAUCUCGCUUGCAUGUUGCCUCAUUCCAUACUUAUUUUACAUCUUUGGAGCCAGAAUCAGAACAUACUCCAAAUACGCUUAUUCGCCAAAUAUUGAUACCAAGAAGCCAGAUUUGGAAAGCCAUGGCCACUAA